GCUCUUGGAGGCUGAGUUGAGAAGCAGUGGUGCCAGGCAGCGGAACUGGGUGAAUUUACAACGUUACAGGAGCCACUUGGUCGCAGGCAAACGAUUUGAGACUCGGCGAGAGCCAUUUGUAAUAGCCAAGGAUGCGGGAAUAACGACAGAUCUGGACCGUUUGGCUUCUUUGGAUUAAUUUUCUCUCAUCACACAGCCCCACAUCUGGUUCGAAAUGUCGGGAAAGAUAGAAAGUAAGCAAGACUCCCAGCGAUCCCAUUUGUCUUCCUUCACCAUGAAACUUAAGGACAAGUUCCACUCACCCAAAAUCAAAAGGACCCCGUCGUCCAAGAAGACGCCCAAGCCCCCCACAGAGAACACAGUCAAGACCCCGGAGAAGCACGUCAACAAGAACCUGAGUCGGCUGGAGGAGCAUGAGAAAGAUGUGGUCAGUGCCUUGCGUUACUUCAAGACCAUCAUCGACAAGAUGGUGGUGGACAAGAAGGUUCUAGAGAUGUUGCCCGGUUCUGCCAGCAAGGUUCUAGAGGCUGUUCUGCCUCUGGUCCAGGUGGACCCAAGGAUACAGCACAGCUCGGCCGUGUCUUCGUGUCUGAACCGGGUCUACCAGAGCCUGGGCAACCUCAUCCACUGGUCCGACCAGGUGAUGCUCGGAGACGAAGACAUCAACCUGGACGACAAGGAGACCAUCGUGUCAGUCACCACGGUGAUCAGAGCGGUACUGGAUGGCGUUAAGGAGCUGGUGAAGCUGACCAUUGAGAAGCAGGAGCACCCUUCCCCCACCUCCCCCGUCAAGCCCGUGCCUCCUGUGACCAUCCAGGACAGCACGCCGGAGGCUCCUGCGGGUGAGACUGUUGGAGAGAAAGAGAAGGAGAAAGAGAAGGAUGGAGAGGUGGAGGCGCCCAUGAAGCCCUCCUCCACCUUAACACGGCCCAUGAAGCCCUCCUCCACCUUAACACGGUCCACCGAAGUCCUCAACGACUCCACCGAUGAGGAGGUGGCCCCCCCAAAACCCCCCCUCCCCGGGCUGAAGGUUCCUGAGCACUGUCCUCCAGCCCUUCCUCCUAAGAAGCGCCAGUCGGCUCCGUCUCCCACACGUGUGGCAGUGGUGGCGCCCAUGAGCAGAGACACCGGCGGCUCCAGUCUUCCCAUCGGCAUCACCAAACAGGACUACGAGGCGGACGCGCUCCAGCGGCGCUUCUCUGGGGGAAGUCACUCGUACGGCGGCGAGUCUCCGCGUCUGUCCCCCUGCAGCAGCAUGGGCAAACUCAGCAAGUCGGACGAGCAGCUCUCCUCCAUCGAGCAGGACAGCGGACAGUGCUCACGCAACACCAGCUGUGAGACGCUGGACAUCACGGAGGGCUACGACCCAGACUAUGACUUCCUGCACCAGGACCUGUCCAGCGAGGGUCAGAUCGCUACGCUGUCCAUGGGUGGCUGCCUCAGCCCCCUCCCCGAGUCGCACCGCGAGUCGUCGUCCUCCUGCCCCCCGCUCUACGCCACCCAGUCGCCUGUGCCGGGGGUCAUCUCUCCGUACGGGUCGCCCUCUCCCCUGCAGCCGCCCCCCCUCCAGUCCCGCGUCAGCGCGCCACCCGCCCUCCAGUCCCGCGUCAGCGCGCCCCCCGCCCUCCCCGAGAAGAGGCGGCGCAGCGGCGGACCCCCCCACGCCGCCGCCUCGCUGGACGCCGCGGCCUCCCCCCGCGCUCCGCUGGAGCGGCUGCACUCGCACUACGACAACAUCAGCGAGGAGGAGGUCCACGCCCUGGCGCAAGGACUCGCCCUCGGCCACCACGGGCCGCCCGUGCCCCCGUUCCCGCUCCACACACACGUCUCGCCCGCGCCCGCCACGCCAGGAGCCCCCUACGGCCCCGCACACCACCACUUCAGCCCCAUCCACGCCACCGACGUCCCACAGAGCCCCCCCCCACUGCCCGAGAAGAAGAGCAGGCAUAUCCUGAAGUACAUGCAGUUUGUGGAGGACUACUCGGAGCCUCAGCCCUCGGUGUUCUACCAGACGCCCCAGAGCGAGAGCAUCUACGAGCAGCGCAACAAGCGCUUCCAGGAGGUGUACGGCUUCAACGACUCCUUCAGCAGCAGCGACUCCAUGCACGAACCCCUGCCUCCGCCCGCACUGCCCCCCAAACAGAGGCAACUGGCGUCACUCUCAGCCUCUCCCUCCUCCUCCUCCUCUUCGUCCCUGUCCAGUCAGCUGCCGGCGGCUCAGGCUGGCUCUCUGGCUGUGGAGGGAGGGGACGACGCCGCCACCGCCGCCGCCAAUCUCAGCCUCUCCGCCUCUAACUCCUCCCUCACUGCGCCUACGAGCUUGGACUUGGCAGCCCCGGCCACGCCCAGCCAAGACCUGCUGCUAUUGGCUAACGGCUCCCUGGAGAGCUCUGCUGGUUCUCUGGCCACCUGUCUUCCCUCUGACGCUACUCUGUCCGACACACGCCAGCCCUCCCUGGACCCAACCGCUGAGGACCCGGAGGCCCCUGCGGCAGACAAGGACAUGACGGAGUCCGACAGCUGGAGGUUGAAGUCUCCAGACUCUGGACAGAGCACAGAGGAGGUGGACGAGCUCUCCCUCAUCGACCACGAGGAGAUCAUGUCCCGCAUAACACUAAAGCAGGAGAAUGACGAUGGGCCGGAUGUGCGAGCUGGAUCGGGAGAUAUUCUUCUGGUCCACGCCACAGAAACUGACCGCAAAGAUCUGGUGCUGUAUUGUGAAGCGUUCCUGACCACGUACCGUACGUUCAUAACCCCAGAAGACCUCAUUAAGAAGCUCCACUAUCGGUACACCAGGUUUUCCCACAGCCCGGACACGUUUAAGAAGCGCGUCAGCAAGAACACCUUCUUUGUGUUGGUGCGCGUGGUGGAUGAGCUGUGUCUGGUGGAGUUGACGGAGGACAUCCUGCGGCAGCUGAUGGACUUGGUGUUCCGGCUGGUGUGUAGUGGGGAGCUUAGUCUGGCCCGGGUUCUCCGCAAGAACAUUCUGGACAAGGUGGAACAGAAGAAGCUGAUGCGCUAUACCAUAUCACUGCAGCCACUGGCUGCCAGAGGGGUGGCCGCAAGGCCGGGCACACUGCAUGACUUCCGCAGUCAUGAGAUAGCUGACCAGCUCACUCUCCUCGAUGCAGAGCUCUUCUACAAGAUAGAGAUCCCUGAGGUGUUGCUUUGGGCAAAGGAGCAGAACGAGGAGAAGAGCCCCAAUCUCACACAGUUCACAGAGCACUUUAACAACAUGUCCUACUGGGUCCGCUCCAUAAUCAUCCUCCAGGAGAAAGCCCAGGACCGAGAGAAACUCCUCCUCAAAUUCAUAAAAAUCAUGAAGCACUUACGGAAGCUGAAUAACUUUAACUCGUAUCUUGCAAUACUUUCUGCGUUGGAUUCUGCACCCAUCCGAAGACUGGAAUGGCAGAAGCAAACCUCAGAGGGACUGGAAGAGUACUGCACUUUAAUUGACAGCUCCUCUUCGUUCCGUGCGUAUCGGGCAGCGCUGGCUGAGGUGGAGCCACCAUGCAUCCCCUAUCUGGGUCUCAUCCUCCAGGACUUGACCUUUGUGCAUCUGGGGAACCCUGACCUCAUCGAGGGGAAGGUGAACUUCUCCAAACGCUGGCAGCAGUUCAACAUCCUAGACAGCAUGAGGCGCUUUCAGCAAGUGCAUUAUGAUCUCAAACACAACGAAGAGAUCGUCUCCUUCUUUAACGACUUCAGCGACCACCUGGCGGAGGAGGCUCUGUGGGAGCUCUCUCUGAAGAUCAAGCCGCGCAACAUCGUGCGGCGCAAGACCGACCGCGAGGAGAAGACCUAGUGGGCCGUCCGGCACUCGGGCUGUCCAGCAUUACGCAGCCCCGUUGUGCCCCGCUUUAGUUGGCUUUUAUUUCCGUCUGGACCUCCCGCCAUUUAAUAGGUCAUCACCGACGCCAGAGCAGAGCAGAGGAGAGUAGAGGAGAGCAGAGGAGAGGAGAGGAGAGUAGAGGAGAGCAGAGGAGAGCAGAGGAGAGUAGAGGAGAGCAGAGGAGAGCAGAGGAGAGCAGAGGAGAGCAGAGGAGAGCAGAGGAGAGCAGAGGAGAGGAGAAUGCACGUCACGUGCGGCAAAGGAAGUGCAGCGGGCAGCCAGGCCGGACACAGUUUACAGCGCCUCGGAUGGGAGUGCACUGCGUGUGUGUGUGAGCGUGUGUGUGCGAGCGUGUGUGUGUAGGGGCUGGAGAGGAAGCGCAGCGGGCAGCCAGGCCGGACACAGUUUACAGCGCCUCGGAUGGGAGUGCACUGCGUGUGUGUGUGAGCGUGUGUGUGCGAGCGUGUGUGUGUAGGGGCUGGAGAGAUUCUGUGCCAAGCACAAACAUUUGGGGGCUACAGAGUAGUUUCCUAAUGACUCGUGUCAUCCUGAUCACCUCCCUCCUAAACCCUUCUGCUCGUCCUUCUCCUCCCUCUAUCCCCCCCAUCCCUCUCCUCCUCCUCCAUCCAUCCCCCUAUUACUCUCCUCCUCCUCCCUCUAUCCCCCUCUCCUCCUCCUCCUCAUCCAUCCAUGUUGUUUCAUAUCCCAUUGGACUUUUGCCAUUACCAGUGACAUUUGGGAGUGUGUCCCUCUCUAGGUGGGUUGCCAUGGUGAUGCCAGGGGCAGUUCCCCUGGCCUCCUCCUCCUCCUCUCUUCAUCACUGUGGUGGCUGUUGCCAUGGUGCUGCUGUGGCCCCAUGUCCUGUGGGGCGAUGGGUGUAGACUGACGUACUGGAAAAGCCCACCCACCCCAAACUGUGAUCUGUUGCCCCGGGGUGGGGAGCGGGGGGUGGGGGGGGUAACAGACUGCUCCUGGGAGCUUGUGAAGCGCCUCUGUUGCACCCAGAGGCAAACGUGUAAAUGAAGUCACGGACUGAAGGAAAGAGAGCAAAAACAGAACUCUGGAAACAAGAGACUCUGCUGAAGGCCUGUUGUAAUUAUGACUUGUGUGAUUUUUGUUUGUUUUAUAUUUUUGUCGGUGUACAAUGCAGUUUUUCUUUCCUUUUGUUCUCUAAAAGGAUUUUAAAUGGAUGAACUCGACCUGGGGAGAGAUGAGUCUUCUCAGCCAAUACGAUGAUAUGAAGCUGAAAUGUGCACUUACCAUGAUGAACAAAAAAAAAAAUAAUAAUAAUAAUAAUAAUUGAUGAUAAUAAUAGUGGAAGUAAGGCAGUGAUCAAUGUGAAGGAGACUGAAUAGGUUCGGGCAUUCUGACCAGUUGGGCUACAGAAUCUGAACAGCAAUCCUUUUUUAAACUGGAGACUGGAGACCCCCUUCUACAGUAGAGUCCAGAGGGUCAGCUCUGGCUCAGUGAUCCAAAGACUCCAGGCCCUGACCCCCCAGA
Messenger RNA from Alosa alosa (allis shad), 5332 nucleotides. It is a transcript of the gene rapgef1a, whose product is annotated as Rap guanine nucleotide exchange factor (GEF) 1a. NCBI's taxonomy places the organism in Eukaryota, Metazoa, Chordata, Actinopteri, Clupeiformes, Clupeidae. Gene Ontology annotation, biological process: Ras protein signal transduction; positive regulation of GTPase activity. The record is from RefSeq and is a predicted model, not a curated record. Gene Ontology annotation, molecular function: guanyl-nucleotide exchange factor activity. The transcript has 25 exons. Gene Ontology annotation, cellular component: plasma membrane. The coding region runs from base 215 to 3805 and encodes 1196 amino acids.